AUGGCCGUUUGUGGACCAGCGCGGCAGCGCUGGGAGCCCGUGUUGCGGGUGCUGGUGCUGCAGGCGGCCUGGGCGCUGGUCGGCGGGCAGGUGCGGUACUCGGUGCCGGAGGAAGCCAAGGCCGGGACGGUGGUGGGGCGACUGGCGCAGGACCUGGGCCUGGAGGCGGGCGAGGCGGAGGCGCGGCGGCUGCGGCUGGUGUCGCAGGGCCGGCGGGCGAGCGUGGAGGUGAGCGGGGCGCUGGUGGUGAGCUCGCGGCUGGACCGGGAGGAGCUGUGCGGGAAGAGCGCGCCGUGCGCCCUGCGCCUGGAGGUGCUGGUGGAGCGGCCGCUGCGCGUGUUCCACGUGGAGCUGGAGGUCACGGACAUCAACGACAACGCCCCGCUCUUCCCCGCAGCCCGGAAAAACCUCAGUUUACCGGAGAACUUACCUCCCGGGUCUCGGUUCCCUCUGGAGGGUGCGUCAGAUGCAGAUGUCGGAGCCAACGCGCAGCUCUCCUAUGUACUCAGUCCCACUGAACACUUCUCUCUGGAUUUCCAGAAAACGGAGGAGGACAGCGAGUCCUUAUUUCUGGUGCUCACGAAACUGCUGGACCGCGAGACGCUGCCUGUGCACCGGCUGGUGCUGAUGGCGAGUGACGGGGGCCGGCCGUCUCUGACGGGCACGAUGGAGCUGGUGAUCUCGGUGCUGGACGCAAACGACAACGCACCGCAGUUCAACCAGUCAGUGUAUAAAGUGCAGCUGCUGGAAAAUACAGAGCGCGGUACUUUAGUGAUCAGACUAAACGCCACGGAUUUGGAUGAGGGAACGAACAAGAAUAUAUCGUAUUUUCUCCAGCAAUUGUUCCCUCAGGAUGGAAGAGACGUUUUCGGGAUCGACAGAAACAGCGGGGAGAUCCGUCUUAGGGGUGAAUUGGACUUUGAGGAUGUUGGUCUCUAUCGGCUUCAAGUGGAUGCGACAGAUCAGGGAAAUCCACCACUGUCGGGACAUUGCAAGCUGUUGGUGGAGGUGCUGGACGUGAACGACAACGCGCCGGAGGUGUGGGUGACGUCGCUGUCGGUGCCGGUGCCGGAGGACGCGUCGGUGGGGACGGUGGUGGCGCUGCUGAGCGUGUCGGACCGGGACUCGGGGGCGAACGGUCGUGUGCGCUGCGCGGUGUGGCCGGCGGCGCCGUUCGGGCUGGUGUCGACGUUCGCGGGGUCGUACUCGCUGGUGCUGCGGGAGGCGCUGGACCGGGAGCGGGUGUCGGAGUACGAGGUGGAGGUGUGGGCGGAGGACGGCGGGUCGCCGUCGCUGCGCGGCCGUCGCGGGGUGCGGGUGCCGGUGUCGGACGUGAACGACAACGCGCCGGCGUUCGCGCAGGCCGUGUACACGGUGCUGGCGCGGGAGAACAACGCGGCGGGCGCGGAGCUGGCGCGUCUGUGGGCGCGGGACCCGGAUGAGGCGGACAACGGGCGCGUGCGGUACUCGGUGUGGGAGGGCGGCGUGGGCGGUGUCGCGUCGGCGGGCGGGGGGUGGCGUCCGGCGUCGAGCUACGUGUCGGUGGACGCGGAGAGCGGGCGUCUGUGGGCGCUGCAGCCGUUGGACUACGAGGAGGUGCAGGUGCUGCAGUUCGAGGUGCGGGCGGUGGACGCGGGGGAGCCGCCGCUGUGCGGCAACGCCACGGUGCAGCUGUUCGUGGUGGAUGAGAAUGACAACGCACCGGCGCUGCUGCCGGCUGGAAGCGGCGGGCCGGUGCCCGGGGUGUCGGGCGAGUCAGCGUCGGGACCAGACUCGGUCUCGGGGGAGCUGUGGGCGUGGGCAUCGUGGGGGGCGCCGGCGGGGCAGGUGGUGGCGAAGAUCCGCGCGGUGGACGCGGACUCGGGCUACAACGCGUGGCUGCGCUACGAGCUGUGGGAGCCGCGGGGGAAGGGCCCGUUCCGCGUGGGGCUGUACAGCGGCGAGGUGAGCACGGCGCGGGCGCUGGAGGAGGCGGACGGCCCGCGGCAGAGGCUGGUGAUCGUGGUGCGGGACCACGGGGAGCCGGCGCGCUCGGCCACGGCCACGCUGAGCGUGUCGCUGGUGGAGGGCACCGAGGCGGCGCUGGCGGCCGCGGGCUCGUCGUCGUCAUCAGGGGCGGUGCUUCGUGCGGGACUGCGUCCGGCGGAGGGUGGCGCGGCAGCGACAGGAGCGGCGGCGUCGACGAACGUGUGGCUGGUGGUGGCCAUCUGCGCGGUGUCGAGCCUGUUCCUGCUGGCGGUGGUGCUGUACGGGGCGUCGCGGUGGGCGCCGCGGGCGGGCGUGCUGUCGGGGCCCGGGCCGGCGACGCUGGUGUGCGCCAGCGAAGUGGGGAGCUGGUCGUACUCGCAGCGCCAGAGCCGGAGCCUGUGCGUGGCGGACGGCGCGGGCAAGAGCGACCUGAUGGUUUUCAGCCCCAACUUUCCGCCGCCGCCCGGCCCCGCGGCGAAGGAGACGCAGCCGGAGCCUCCCGCUCUCCUGGACACGGUCAGUGGCUCUCUCUCUUCAACUGUUGCCCCUUCCCCGACAUCUCUUCCCCGCUCUCCCCACCUGUGUAUUAUCUCUCCCGGUCCCUGGGCAUUGGUGGGAGUCGGGCUGAGCUCCUGGUAUCCGUUGGCGCUUGGCGGUGCUUAA
Molecule: messenger RNA, 2631 nt
Organism: Columba livia (rock pigeon)
Lineage: Eukaryota; Metazoa; Chordata; Aves; Columbiformes; Columbidae
Product: protocadherin alpha-6-like
Exons: 1
Coding region: 1-2631 (876 amino acids)
Biological process (GO): homophilic cell-cell adhesion
Cellular component (GO): plasma membrane
Molecular function (GO): calcium ion binding
Source: RefSeq, a predicted model, not a curated record